Messenger RNA from Athalia rosae (coleseed sawfly), 1293 nucleotides. RefSeq names its product protein OSCP1-like (gene OSCP1). Lineage: Eukaryota; Metazoa; Arthropoda; Insecta; Hymenoptera; Athaliidae. Gene Ontology annotation, biological process: transport. The record is from RefSeq and is a predicted model, not a curated record. The coding region runs from base 384 to 1217 and encodes 277 amino acids. The transcript is spliced from 4 exons. Gene Ontology annotation, cellular component: plasma membrane; cytoplasm.
UAACCUCGAAUUCACAGUUUGAAACAUUUGUUUUUCCUUCAGCAUCUAAUCUCAACAAAGAUUAGAGCUUUGUAAAAAUGGCUAUGUAUACAACUCCGAUAUUGUAUUUGAAUAUGGGUGGAGAAAUGUUGUACGUUUUACAGCAGAGAUUAACAGCUCAGGGGGUUGAUUCGAACAAAAGCGCUCAAGGCCAGUACAUAUCAAAGACAUGGCACGAGCACCAGAUCUAUUGCACGUUUGAUGAAUGAAGAUACUAUGUUUUGGGCGAUGUAACAACUGCAUUAUUAAAUCCAAAGAUAUUAACAACAGUGUUUGAACCAUCGCCACCAACAAGUAUCUCCUGCAUUCGAUCUACCUUGGAAUGUGUAGCUCUCUCAUCAAUCAUGAGAUUGGACAAAGCGAGUAUGAAUAAACUUUUUGACCUUAUGAUAAUGCUGACCAAGUAUCAACUUACUGUCAGCACAGGACCAAGGGAGGUAAUUCUUCUGACUCUAAAUCACAUAGAUGCAAUGCACGAAAUUGUGACGGACGAAAAUGCUCAUGAGUGCAUAAACCUGGUUCACCAGAUGCUGAUUGAUUUGUAUGGCAAUAUGACUAUGGGCCAAGUUUGGCAUAUGAGAAACGAAUGUUUGAAAGUACUUGGUGAUUAUUGUAUAAGGGUCUCAGUUCUCUUGAGACUUGGACUUCAAAAUGGUGACGGGAGUUUCAACAUCAGAUCAUCGGAAUAUGAUGAAAAAUACACUAAGUAUCAGGAUAUGCUCAAUGGUAUUAAGUUGAAUGAUACAGACUGUGAAAACUGUACUAUAGGGUCUUUUGCCUUAUUCGGAAAUCGCGGCACUCUACUAGGAAGAAAUGUCUAUUCUCCAUCAUAUGGGCAGUCGCCCGAGUCCAUUCAGAACAAACUUCAACCCUUGAAGGAUGUUGGGAUCAGAAACGAAUUGAGAAUGCUUGAGGCACAAUUAGGAGUAGAAGGAGCGUGUGGAAAAACGUUCAAUUUAAGCUCAUUUGCAGAGGAUAUUGAUUUUAUUGACGAUCAAACUGACACCUGUAAGAAAGUCGACUCACAAAAUGAAGGUGAAAUGAUUAAUCUGGUUGUAGAAGAUCUGAAGUCGAACAAAGAGUAUAAAAAUACUUUGAGCCACAGAUAUGCAGAUUUUGUUGUAUCUGAACAAGAAUCUAGUACGGACUUACUAGAACUACUUGAUAAAGUAGAAUAAGGAUGAAGAACAAUGAUGAAUGUUGUCAUCUCUAAUCAGAUAAUAUAAAAUUAAUCAUUAUGGAACACAAGACAAA